UAUCCAUUGAAUUAGAAGUGUUAAUUUGAGUAAUCGAUCAAGAUUCAAGAAAGAAGAAAAUGAGGAACGAAUUAAUGAUUUUUAUGGUAAUGGUGAUUGUUCAAGUUGCGUUUGCUGGAAUGAUAAUAAUAACAAAAUUAGUGAUGGAUAGUGGGAUGGAUCCUUUCGUUCAGUCAGCAUAUAAGCCUAUUUUUGCCACCAUCUCCAUUGCUCCCUUUGCUUAUUUCUUAGAAAGGAAAAGUAGACCCAAGAUGACACGCUCUAUACUUUUUCAGAUAUUUUUGUGUUCUAUUUUCGGGAUAACGGCGAACCAAUAUGCAUAUUUUAUUGGGUUAAAUAAUUCAACUCCAACAAUUGCUUCCGCUAUUGAUAAUCUAAUCCCAGCUUUCACCUUUAUCAUAGCAGUACCCUUGGGGGUUGAAAAAAUGGGAUUAAGAAGUAUAGCAGGACAAGCCAAGUUUUGGGGGACAAUAGUUUGUGUUGGAGGUGCAAUGUUAUUGUCAUUAUAUCAUGGAAAAGUUGUUAUUGGUCAAUUAGGAUUUCACUGGAAAUAUGAAGAAAAUACAGGCAAAGAUGUCAAUUCUUCCCAUUCCAACUUCUUUUUAGGACCUUUUUUACUUAUAAUGGCCAGUCUCACUUAUGCCAUUUGGUUAAUCAUUCAGGGAAGGGUAAGUGAGAAGUAUGCAGCUCCAUAUACAUGCAUAACGUUGAUGUGCUUAAUGGCAAGUGUGGAGAGUGUCAUUAUUGGAUUUUGUGUCGUUCCAAAACUUUCUGAAUGGGCUUUAAAUCCCAUUAGAGCUAUCUCUGUCGUCUAUAAUGGAGUUGUGAGUACAUCAUUUGCAUAUUUUCUGAGCUCUUGGUGCAUUGAGAAAAAAGGUCCUUUAUAUGUCUCGAUGUUCAAUCCAUUGUUGUUGGUUAUUUCUGCAUUUCUCAGUUGGACUUUGCUUCGUGAGAAAUUGUACCUUGGAGUAGUUGUAGGGUCAAUCAUAGUAGUGGCUGGGCUUUACGGAUUUUUGUGGGGCAAAAAGAUGGAGACAAAUGCAGAGGAUAUUGAAGUAAAUAAAGAGAAGAUGAAGCAGUUCAUGAAUAAAUCAGUUGAUUUGGAGUUACAAUUACCCAAAUCUAAUGAUCAUCAUCUAGAGUCGAAGCAGAUAUCAUCAGAAUUAACCAAAACUAAAUCAUGA
Solanum verrucosum is the source of this 1184-nucleotide messenger RNA. RefSeq names its product WAT1-related protein At1g09380-like. NCBI's taxonomy places the organism in Eukaryota, Viridiplantae, Streptophyta, Magnoliopsida, Solanales, Solanaceae. Gene Ontology annotation, molecular function: transmembrane transporter activity. The transcript is spliced from 7 exons. The record is from RefSeq and is a predicted model, not a curated record. Gene Ontology annotation, cellular component: plasma membrane. Bases 60 to 1184 code for a protein of 374 amino acids.